Molecule: messenger RNA, 2182 nt
Organism: Ruditapes philippinarum (Manila clam)
Lineage: Eukaryota; Metazoa; Mollusca; Bivalvia; Venerida; Veneridae
Product: heat shock 70 kDa protein 12A-like
Exons: 6
Coding region: 157-1887 (576 amino acids)
Molecular function (GO): ATP binding; ATP-dependent protein folding chaperone
Source: RefSeq, a predicted model, not a curated record
UAUCUUAUCUUUUAUGGAUAACAUAUUCGCCAUAUUAUCAUAUACCGCGUUUAGUAAAAUGUCGAAACAAUUUAUGAUAAAAUUGAGCAUUUAGUAAGUUCAAAAACAAUUGUUUUAACAAUUGUGUCGUAGAUAUUCCUCGGAAUUUAUGAGAUAAUGUCAGAUUGUCUUGUUGUUGCAGCAAUCGACCUAGGAACUACCUUUUCAACAUGGGGAUUUUCGUUCAAACACGACUAUGAAUCUGAGCCGACAAAAAUCACGGCAAAACAAUGGACAGGAUUGCAGUCGACGGUAUCUUUGAAAGGACCAACAUCAAUUUUGAUCAAUCCUGAUGGACAGACAAUUGACAGUUUUGGUUUUGAUGCUGAAGAUAAGUAUGCUGAACUUGUAGAAAAAGGUCAACACAAUGACUGGUACUUCUUCAAGAGAUUUAAGAUGACCCUCUAUGACGAGAAGGGUAUCCAGGAAGAUUUCACAAUUCAAGAUGCAACGGGUAAACAUCUAAUGGCGAUGACAGUAUUUAGGUUAUCCAUAGAAUACUUAAAAGAUGAUCUGAUAGACAUGUCAAAGACGCAAGUUCUCGACGGUAAUUUGACAGAAAAGGAUAUCCAGUGGGUUUUAACAGUUCCUGCAAUAUGGGGCGAUACAGCCAAACAGUUCAUGCGUGAAGCUGCCGAAAAUGCAGGAAUAGAGAACGAGCGCCUCAUCAUAGCUCUUGAACCGGAAGCUGCAUCCAUUUAUUGCCGUUUAGUUCCAACAAAAAGAAACCAGGACUCCCUCGGGAAAUUACCAAGUGGGGGCAAAUAUAUGAUACUAGAUGCUGGAGGAGGAACAAUUGACAUAACAGUACACGAAACAACACAAAACAAUGGGCUCAAAGAAAUAUACAAGGCUAGCGGAGGAGACUAUGGUGGUACAAUGGUUGACAGAGCUUUCGAGGAAUUUAUCUCUGAAAUUUUGGGUGGCGAUGUAAUGGAAAUGCUGAAAGAAGAUGAAGUAAACACAUAUCAUGAUUUGUUGAGAAACUUUGAAGUCAAGAAGAGAAUAACAAAAAAAGACACACAAGUAAUUAUGUACAUACCUUCAUUCUUGAUAAAUGUUCCAGAGAAAGAAAGAGAUAAAUAUUUUGAAAAUAAAAUUUCCCAGACAGGUUAUGAUGAGAAUAAAGUAAGCGUAACACGUGACAAACUGAAACUUCAUGCAGAUGUUAUUAAGGAAUUUUAUCAAAGGUCUCUGGACAGUAUUACGCAUCAUCUAGCUUCCCUAUUUCAAAAACCGGAGCUAAUUGAUUGUGAUACAUUAUUAAUGGUAGGUGGAUAUUCGGAGUCACCUUUGCUUCAGCGACGUAUUAAAGAUACCUUUCCAAACAUGAAACUCGUUGUACCAUCAGAUGCUGGGCUGGCUGUGCUAAAAGGUGCCGUAAUAUAUGGUCACAAUCCGGCCGUAAUUGCACAGAGAGUUUGUAAAUAUACAUAUGGGAUUGGCAAAUCACAUAUAAGUGGCCCGAAUUGCAGACAUCCGCCCAGCAAGAAAACCUGUGUAAAUGGUGUUGAAAGAUGUAAUGAUAUAUUCUUUGCGCAUGUUCAUGCAGGAGAUGUUAUCAAAGUAGGAGGCGAAUGUAAAGCACAUCAGUUCUGGCCAGUCGAACCAUCGCAAACAGAAAUGACAUUUCCUAUAUACUGUACUAAAGAGCGAUAUCCUGAGCUAGUAACGGAUCCAGGUUGUAUAAAAUUGGGAAGUGUUACCAUACCAAUGCUUGAUACAACCGGUGGAUGUUCUCGAAGUGUUUAUUUGAGUUUUCUGUUCGGUGGAACAGAAAUAGAAGUCAAAGCGAAAGACCCUAGGGAAGGGACAGUGAGUAAAAUGAAAUUUUCGUUUAGGGGGUAACUAUGGAAUAGUGUAGUUUCUAAAUAAAGUAAGAGAAAUGCAGACGCUGGUAUCAUAUUUACUGUUUAACGGGAAGUAUAAGUCAAAACGAAGGACCAUAGGGAAGAGACUGUGAGUAAAUUGAAAUUUUCGUUUUGGAGAUAACUAUGUAAUAGUGAAGCUACUUAAAAGAAGAGAAACAUUUAUAUGAACGCGGAAAGAGAAAUGCAGUCGCUGGUAUGCAGUUAUAUUUACGAAACUUUUCUUUCUGUUUAACUAGGAGUAAAAAAAAUUGAAAUAUUAUUAGAAUAAGAAU